CAAAAAAAGCAAGCAGAAGAGGAGGCUUUCUAAGGCAGUCGCUCGGGAAAUCGGGGCUCUGGGCGACCCCAUUUAUCCCAGUGGCUGCGAGAUACUGGGAGAAAAAAUCAGCGACCAAGUGAGCCAGAGGUGGGUCGGGUUUGCUGGGAGACCGGACCGAUGGACGCCGGAGAGGAAAAGCAAUGCUUUCAGAAACAAAGGCAAGUCUUGAUAUUCUUUGUUUUGCUGGGCAUAGCUCAGGCUGGUUCCGAACCGAGGCACUAUUCAGUGGCCGAGGAAACGGAGGGUGGCUCCUUUGUGGCCAAUUUGUUAAAAGACCUGGGCCUGGAGUUAGGCGAGCUAGCUGCGCGAGGGCCUCGGGUCGUUUCCAAAGGGAAAAAAAUGAGUUUGCAAUUCGAUAGGCACACCGGGGAUUUGUUGUUAAAUGAGAAAGUGGACCGGGAGGAGUUAUGCGGCGCUACCGAGCCCUGUGUACUACCUUUCCAGGUAUUGCUAGAAAAUCCCUUGCAGUUUUUUCAGGCUGACCUAUGGAUUAUGGACAUCAAUGAUCAUUCCCCAGUUUUCCUAGACAAAGAAAUAAUUUUGAAAAUUUCAGAAAGUAUCAACCCCGGAACCACUUUCCUAAUAGAACGUGCCCAGGACUUAGAUGUAGGAAGCAACAGUCUCCGAAGUUACACGGUCAGCCCCACGUCCCACUUCCACCUUAAAUUACAAAACAGCCCAGAUGGCAUACUACCGCAGCUGGUGCUGGACAAAGCGCUGGAUCGAGAGGAACAGUCUGAGAUCAGAUUAACCCUCACAGCACUGGACGGCGGCACUCCACCCAGGUCUGGCACUGCCCUGGUCCGCAUUGAAGUCUUGGACAUCAAUGAUAACACUCCCGAGUUUGAAAAGAUGCUCUAUGAGGUGCAAAUUCGGGAAAACAGCCCCAUUGGAUCCCAGAUUGUCAUUGUUUCUGCUAGAGAUUUAGACAUUGGAGCUUAUGGAGAAAUAUCUUACGUAUUUUCCCAAGCCUCUGAAGAUAUUCGAAGAACUUUUCGAAUAAAUGAAAAAUCGGGAGAACUCCUUUUGACACACGAACUGGAUUUCGAAUCCAUUCAGACUUACACAUUAAAUAUUCAAGCGAUAGAUGGAGGAGGGCUUUCUGGAAGUUGCGUGGUGUUUGUCCAAGUGAUGGAUUUGAAUGACAACCCUCCAGAACUGACAGUAUCAACACUUAUCAGUGAGAUUCCAGAAAAUUUGCAGGAAACCAUAAUUGCUGUAUUCAGCGUCUCUGAUCCGGACUCAGGAGACAAUGGAAGGAUGGUUUGCUCCAUUCAAGACGAUCUCCCUUUCAUCCUUAAGCCUUCUGUUGAGAAUUUUUACACUCUGGUGACAACCACAGCCCUGGACAGAGAGCACAGAUCCGAGUACAACAUCACCAUCACCGUCACCGACCUGGGGACACCCACGCUGAAGAGCGAGCACAGCAUCUCCGUGCAGGUGGCCGACGUCAACGACAACGCCCCGGCCUUCAGCCAAAGCGCCUACACCCUGUGGGUCCGCGAGAACAACGGCCCCGCCCUGCACAUCGGCAGCGUGAGCGCCACCGACCCGGACUCGGGCGCCAACGCGCGGGUCACCUACUCGCUGCUGCCGCCCGGCGACGCGCGCCUGCCGCUGGCCUCGCUGGUGUCCAUCAACGCGGACACCGGGCAGCUGUUCGCGCUGAGGCCCCUGGAUUUCGAGGCGCUGCGCGCCUUCGAGUUCGGCGUGGGCGCGGCCGACGGCGGCUCGCCGGCGCUGAGCAGCCGGGCGCUGGUGCGCGUGCAGGUGCUGGACGCCAACGACAACGCGCCCGUCGUGCUGUACCCGCCGCAGAACGGCUCUGCGCCCUGCACCGAGCUGGUGCCGCGCGCGGCCGACGCGGGCUACCUGGUGACCAAGGUGGUGGCGGUGGACGGCGACUCGGGCCAGAACGCCUGGCUGUCGUACCAGCUGCUCAGGGCCACGGAGCCCGGGCUGUUCGGCGUGUGGGCGCCCAGCGGCGAGGUGCGCACGGCCCGGCAGCUGAGCGAGCGCGACGCGCCCAGGCACAGGCUGGCGGUGCUGGUGCGCGACCACGGCGAGCCGCCGCUGUCGGCCACCGUCACGCUGCACGUGCUGCUGGUGGACGGCUUCUCGCAGCCCCACCUGCCGCGGGCCGAGGCGGCGGCCGAGCAGGCGCGGGCCGAGCCGCUCACCGUGUCCUUGGUGGUGGCCCUGGCGGCGGUGUCGUCGCUCUUCCUGCUGUCGGUGCUGGGCGUCGUGGCGGCGCGGCUGUGCGCGAGGGCCCGGGCGGCGUCUGCGGGGGGCUGCUCGGGGCCCGGGGGCGGCCUUGCGGGCCACCUGGUGGACGUGAGCGGCGGCGGGACGCUGUGCCAGGCCUACCGCUAUGAGGUGUGCCUGUCGGGAGGCUCGGGGACCGGCGAGUUCAAGUUCCUCAAACCGAUUCUCCCCAGCUUCCUCUCUCAGGGCGAGGAAAGGGGUUAGUGAGACAAACCCGUUUCAGGGAUAGCUUUUAAUUCCGUUACGUUUUAAUAAGAGGCUACUGAACCUAGUCUCAAUUAAACUGUGGAAAUGUUUUUUUUCUUAACUGCCUUGCUCAUUGGGGUUUAUUUACUGCCUUGCACCGUUGAAAUGUAUCUAUCUUCAUUCCAAUUCAGUGCAUGUAAUUGGUGUUCCUAAAUGUUUUGCUCUGUGGUAAAUGUUUGCAUUCUUAUUGUUGGUUACUCUUAGUUUAACUUAAUUCAGAUUCUAAAGUGUGAAAGUAAGUUUUGUAUUUUCAGAAGUCUUGAAGUUAUAGCAACUUUUUCCAAACUCACCUUCCACAAUUCCUAGGUAAUUUUGCCUUUCAACAUUUUUAAAUGUUUGCUGUCACUACACGGGGUUAUUUUUAGAGCCAAGAAUAUUUGUGUUUGUAUAUUCUCUUAGGCUACUGUAACUUUUAUCCUGUGGAUUCACAUUGGCUAAAACCGUUAACAUAGGUGUAGUCAUGAAUAACAAAGCACCCUCACAUUUUUCUAAAUAUAUACUUCUUUAAAGUGUCCAUACAUGAUGAUUCUUUAGAGAUUGUGAGAACCUUGACUAUUGUAUUCCACAAACAACUCAUGCUAAAAGUGCUCAAUAAAUCAACCACUAAUAUUCUAAAGUGCAGUUCAAUAGCCCAUGUCCAGUCAUUUUCAAAGACAUGCUAAUUCUACAUGCUAUCUCAAAAAAAAUUCACCUCGACUUACUCAAUGCCCUCUUUUUUAAAAAUCAGUUUUAAUUAUUAAAAUCAUCUAUUAACUUUUAGCUAAAAUAUAGGGGUUUAAGGGAAUAUAUGUCUUUGUCCUUGACCAUAUUUUAGAAACUCCAAAUGUUGUUUGGCAUUGCAUCUUUCCAAAUUUUCUGGAGCAUUUAUGAUUCAAUCGGAAAUAAGCCUGUGGAAAAGAGAUUUAUUUUGCACUCCCCAUUCUUUCCCCCCCCCCCACUGACUUCUGGUUUUCUGCUUUCAGUUUCCUAGAUUUUUCAAUACUUUUUUCUUUUUAGAUUAAGCUGUGUUUCUUAAUAGCUCCCCAUUUAUUGCAUGAUUAGCACAAUGACUGGAAAA
Manis javanica (Malayan pangolin) is the source of this 3610-nucleotide messenger RNA. RefSeq names its product protocadherin beta 2 (gene PCDHB2). Gene Ontology annotation, molecular function: calcium ion binding. Gene Ontology annotation, cellular component: plasma membrane. The record is from RefSeq and is a predicted model, not a curated record. Gene Ontology annotation, biological process: homophilic cell-cell adhesion. NCBI's taxonomy places the organism in Eukaryota, Metazoa, Chordata, Mammalia, Pholidota, Manidae.